Messenger RNA from Orbicella faveolata, 2074 nucleotides. RefSeq lists its product as uncharacterized. The record is from RefSeq and is a predicted model, not a curated record. NCBI's taxonomy places the organism in Eukaryota, Metazoa, Cnidaria, Anthozoa, Scleractinia, Merulinidae. Gene Ontology annotation, molecular function: CoA-ligase activity.
CCGUAAACAGUCAGAUGAUUUCGCAAGGCGCUUGUUUAUGGCGCGAUAUACCGUCUCCUCGAAUUCUGUUCCUGAAUCAUGGCAGUAAAAAGCAAACAGCCGGAGGUGUUAAUCCCAGAAAAUCUCUCCUGGCCGGAAUUCGUAUUCCAAGACUUCAAGGAAUAUGAACAUCGCACAGCAAUCGUCUGCAGCUCCACUAAACGCAAAUAUACAUUUUCUCAAGUGAAGGAUUUAAGCAUAAAGCUCGCUUCGGCGCUGAGCAAAAGAGGAAUCAAGAAAGGAGAUGUAAUCGCCAUAUUUGCUCCAAAUGUUCCUGAGUAUGCUAUUGUUUUCCUCGGAGCUCUUCAGAUGGGCGGUGUCGUGACCGGUGUCAAUCCACUCUUCACGAGCGACGAACUCACCAAUCAGCUGAAAGAAGCCAAUGCAAAGUGCGUUUUUACUGUUCACCAGUUGGCACAUCGGGCAGAAGAAGCCGCGAGGAAACUGGUAAUGGAGCACGUGUUUGUCAUUGGGGACGACCAGGACGAUGAUAAUUGUGACUCGGUCUCAGUCCUUUUCAAGGACGACGGGUCUGAAUUUCCCCUCAUAACAUUUCACCCAAGAGAUGACUUGGCGAUUUUACCGUUUUCAAGUGGAGCUGGUGGCCUGCCCCGGGGUGUUAUGCUAACACACUAUAACUUGGUCGCCCUGGGUUGCAUUGUGAGCGCUAACGGGUUUUUGGACUUCAAGGAAAAAGCUUCUGAACAAAAAUCUACGAUCUUCUCCGUUAUACCAUUUCACCGAACUUUUGGCAUGAUCGCUGUCCUGUCUCUUGCUUUACGUCACGGAAGUACCUUGAUUUCGAUGCCAAGAUUUGAUCAAAACAAAUUGUUUCCUUUAUUACAAGAUUACAAGGUGACACAUCUCAUCUCAGAGGCCUCAGUAGUGCAUCUGCUGUCCAACAAUCCAGCGGUCGAUAAUUUCAAUCUGACGUCACUGGUCGAAGUGAUGUCGUGUGCAUCAGUGUUAGGCCCGGAGACGUCAAGAAAUGUCAAAAAACGACUGCCUCAACUGAGAAGAAUCAGUCAGUGUUAUGGCAUGACAGAAAUUACUGGAAUGAGUCACGUGACGCCUCCGGUAGACACCAAACAUGGAUCGGUUGGUGUGCUUUUACCCAACCUGGAAUGCAAGGUGUGUGAAGUAUCUACUGGAGAGGUGCUUGGGGCUGGUGCACGCGGGGAGAUCUGGGUCAGAGGACCAACAGUGAUGAAAGGUUACUUGAACAACCAGGACGCAUCAGAUCAGAUGAUCGACCACUCAGGCUGGCUUCACACCGGUGAUAUUGGCUACUACGAUGACGACGAACACUUUUUUAUUGUAGACAUUUUAAAAAAUGUGAUUAAGUUCAAAGGUCAUCAGGUCUCCCCGUCAGAACUCGAAUCUCUCCUCAGGGCCCACCCGGCCAUCAAGGAUGCCGCAGUUAUCGGGAUCCCAGACCCCGAGGUCGGUGAACUGCCAAUGGCGUACAUUGUCGGAGAAAACGAAGAAGAUUUAACUGAGAUCGAGGUCAUGCAAUACGUGGACGAAAAUGCUGCUCCUCACAAAAAACUGCGCGGGGGUGUGGUGUUUAUACCCACGCUUCCGAAAACUGCAGAUGGUGAAGUUCUUCGAACUGAAUUAAAGGAAAAGUUGAUUCAAGGAAAGUACAAACCUGUGCAGAUGCGAAGAGCGUUUGUAUUUCCGACCGAGGACAAGAGGUUUUCUUUAAAGAGACAUUCAUUAGGACCGAGAAUUUUCGCUCGAAACAAUGACACAAUCCUGGAAGACCUUGAAGAAAAACCUAGAGAGAUGACACGGUCUAAAAGCUGUCUUAUCCUGUAAAAAAUGAUGCCUCGCUGGGGUUCACUCUUCUACAGUAAAAGAAACAUACUUUCUCGAAAUCAUAAAGUGAACCAUGAUGAUGACUUAUGUGACCUUUAAGUUUCCAACUUAAGAUUCGAAGAUUUACCGUAAAAUUCAGACUUGAACUCAACGUGAUGUUCAGACUUGAAAUGAAAAAGAUGGCGGCCAUUAAACUGUGAUUUCACUUACUAUC